UCAGUCGGCGAAAUGACGUGCCGGAGAGCGUUUCCGUUCACGUUUUUAACAGCGUUGGUGUUCUGUGCAACAUUCCGACGAGGUGCUCCCGCUGUCGCCGGAACCAUCGAAAAUAAGAGUGUCACUGAGAAAGCGCAAUCAGAAGGUUGCAUUGAGUGCGGAUAUUACAGAUGCCCAGAGAAUCCUGGAAAGUGCUUGUUAGGCUCCGUACCUGAUCCUUGUGGCUGCUGUCCAGAGACUGGUUUGUGCGCCCGUCUUCUUGGCGAACCAUGUUGGAACGCGAGCAUCCCUCUUCUAUCUCCAAAGAGCCGUAACGACGGAUAUUGCGCAAGAAAUUAUCUGUGCGAGUUGCGCUCCGAUCUGCAAGAAAAGGAUGCUCCAGAGGCAACCUGCGUCUGCAUGGAGCAGAGCCCAGCAUGCGGUAGCAACAACGAAACUUACUCGACGCCAUGCGCGUUGCACGAAGAGGCGAUGAAACUCAGGAACUCAUCUUCCUUGAGGUUGCAACACCUCGGUCCUUGCGAAAGUAGACCUUGGAUUCUAUCAACUUUGGAAGAUGUUGUUUCAUCCUUUGGUCAACGCGUCGCACUCAAUUGCGAGGCAAAGGGCUUUCCUGUACCAGAUAUCUUUUGGGAAUUUCAUUCGGACGACGGGAGAAUAGUGUUGAAAUUACCAGCAGAGCAACACGGGGCGACGGUACACACGAGCGAUGGUCCAGAGCCGCUCAUGCGAACAUCUUGGAUGCAAUUGCCUCGUCUGGACGAAGAACACAUUGGCAUGUAUUACUGCAUUGCUGUCAAUUCCAUAGGCGAAGCAAGCGCAUCUUCGUUCGUGUCUAUGUUGUGAGAUUGCGCUUUCAUCUCGUUUAACAAUCUUUCGCGUAACUGCUGUGUCCACGAAUACAAUGCGAUAAGAAAAACAAGCUAACUAAUACAUUUGAAAGGUUUAUUUUUUUAACAAACAAACACAUGAAGAAUUUCUCGCACAAAUGGUAGAAUUCUGAGAUCACGUGAGUCAUAGUUCAUAAAAAAUGUAUGAACGGCAGUCGGCUUUUAGAAAUCUGCUUGCAGUAAAUUAGAUACAAGUAAAACUUAUUUUGUACGAUCUAUA
This is a messenger RNA of Solenopsis invicta (red fire ant), 1110 nucleotides long. RefSeq names its product insulin-like growth factor-binding protein-related protein 1. The coding region runs from base 13 to 846 and encodes 277 amino acids. Lineage: Eukaryota; Metazoa; Arthropoda; Insecta; Hymenoptera; Formicidae. Gene Ontology annotation, molecular function: insulin-like growth factor binding. Gene Ontology annotation, cellular component: extracellular region. The transcript has 4 exons. Gene Ontology annotation, biological process: regulation of cell growth; regulation of signal transduction. The record is from RefSeq and is a predicted model, not a curated record.